CUCACAAAUCUCUACUCCCGUUGAGAACGUCGCCUCGUUCCCAGGAGGGAGUGCACAACCUUCAAAUCAGAUUCCUACCCCCAUCAUCACCAUUGCAACACCUACUCCAUUCACUUCCCCCGUCACCUCUAUCCCUAUUUUUUCUCCAAAUUUUCCCGGGCCCGUGGACCCACUGUUUUCACAGGCAUUCCAAAAUUUUGGGCAGUUCAUGUCCAUGUUUCAACAGCCGGGAGGAUUUUCACCUUUCAUUCCCGGGUUAUACCCACAAUCCUUGCCCCAAACUAAUAUCAUCCGCCCGGUCGCUCCAACAAAUCUGAUCGGAGAGAUGGACAAAGCCGGUCCAUCCCGGUCCAGAAGGAGUCGGUCCCGAAGGUCACGCACGCAGAUCACGCCUGAUGGCGAUGUGCGAUCAGUCCAAAGCAGGGAUGAGGAUUGGGAUGUACCCCAGGCACAAAAGAAGCUGAAGGGAAAAGCUAUUCAACCUGAAGGGUCCAGGAGGUCAGCAUUUCAAAGGCUUGGCCAUGAGGGCAGAAAUCAAAACCGGCCUGCUAAAGAACGACUAGGGGUGGAAACAACCCCGUUGAGUGCUUUUGAUCGCAUGGGUAGAGGGGCCGAGCGACCUGGUCGGACCAGGCGCACGGAACCUCCCCACCGCGAAGAGCCCCAACAUAGCCGGGCACCCCAUGGAGAAGAAGAAGCAGAGAGGCACUCUAGGCACACGAUCCGCUCCAAUGUUGAACAACCCCGGGAUCGUGUGGGCCGGGUCGAAGCACGUUUAGAGAAGCUGCAGCGCCGGGUGGACCGGGAUGAAAAGAAGAAAAUCCUGUUGAACGAAUCUCCGUUCACAGACCGGGUUCACGAGACCCCAUUUCCGAAGAAAGCAAAGUUGGAGGUCCCGAAGUUUACCGGGAAGGAGGACCCGGAAAUAGAUGUCAAAACCCUACAUCAAAGUGGAAGGAUGAUGGGCCUUUCCGGGGACGAAAAAUGUUUACUGUUCUUCCAAACCCUCCGCGGCCGAGCCGCUGAGUGGUUUCAUAACCUACUGGCCGGUGAGAUCGAUUCUUUCGAUGAGCUGGCCGAGGUGUUCCAAGAGAAGUUCAAGGAAAACUGCACCAAGAGGAAAAAGUUCACCUACUUGAGCACGGCCGGACAGAGGGAGCACGAGGAUUUAACGAAAUUCCUCACCCGGUGGAAGGAUGAAGUUGAUAAAGUUGAGGAAAUGGACGACAAAACCGCCAUGUCCCUCCUGGUGUCCGGACUCCGGUCCGGAGAAUUGUAUAAAGAAUUCUGCAGGAGACCUCCCAAAUCCUACCAAGAGGCCUACAACACAGCCUGGGAUUAUGCUGACGCCGAAGCACAGGUGUCAUCCAAGAGGGAGGCCGAGCAGGGCCAUUCCAAAGGAAAAAUUUCCUUGAAAAAGGAAAUUAAACAGCCCGGGAGGGCGAAGGCGGAAGUCAUGGAGGUGAAACCAGUCAAAACAGAAAAGAAACCGGACGGCGAAAAGCAAUGGACGGAGAAGUAUUGCUCUUUCCAUAAAACUGACUCCCAUAACACUGCGGAAUGCAAUAGUGUGAAGGGGGUAAUCAAGCAGAUGAUUGAAGCCGGCGAGCUCGACCCAGAGUAUCUGGCUCAAUCAAAACAAAAGAAAAAUCAAUGGAUCAGGCCUGAAGGGAAGCCGGUCGAACAGAAUAAGAAGAAUAAAGCACCCGGUAAAGAGCAUUUGCAGGUCAUCUACGGUGGGCCAGAAGGAGGAGAUUCCGCAUCUCAAAGGAAGAAGUGGGGACGGGAGCUCUAUGUUGGCACGGUUGCCCUAGAUCCCCGAAGGAAACAAACCAGAAGGGAACCAAUCACGUUUACUGACCGAGACUUCCCCGCUACCGGAGAAGAUCACAAUGACCCCCUGGUCAUAACUAUGGACAUGGGUGAAGUCAAUGUCUCCCGGGUACUCGUUGACAUGGGUAGUAGUGUCAACGUUUUGUACUUGGAUGCAUUUGAAAAGCUCAAGUUGUGUCGGACACGGCUUGAGCCCUUAAAGACUCCCCUGUCCGGGUUCACCGGGGACUCUGUUGAAGCUGAAGGGUCAAUCCUUCUGACUUGUGGUAGUGAACAUCAAAUGUGUUCACAACGCCAUCCUAGGCCGGCCUGGAAUAAAAAGGUCCAUGGAGUCAUCUCCAUGGCCCACCUCUGCAUGAAGUUCUAUACCCCGGGUGAUAUGCUUUCAAAGUUGACGCAAGCUUGCCCGGAGCAUGUGUCAAAGUUGGCAAAAAUUGAGAUACUGGACGUGCCGAGCGCAGACCGGUUUGAAGUGGCGGCUAUCCAACCGGGCCAGACUUCAGCAACCGGGAUAAUCGGACCAGAUGAUGACUGGAGGUACGAUCUCAUGGAGUAUCUGGAGACUGGUCAGAAACCAGAUGACGAGGAACGGGCCAGGAAGGGAAAUGGCCAAGUCGAAAACGCUCCGGACAAUUGUGGACGGUCUAAAAAGAGACUGGGUGAGGAAGGACACAAGUGGUUGGAAGCCUUACCUCAUACGGUCUGGGCGCAUAGAGUGACUUCAAGGAGAGCAACUGGAGAGACUCCUUUCGUGCUCACCUACGGAUGUGAAGCCCGGCUACCAGUAGAGGCAGAAAUUCCAACAUUUAGAGAAACCGUGUACCAGCCCGAUCAGAAUGAGGUCAACCACCUAGUUGAAUUGAACCUGGUGGAAGAACGAAGGACAAUAGCAGCUGUCAAGAUGGCCGGUUACCAGCAGUCAGUAAAGAGGUAUCAUGACAACCGGGUGGGCCCACGAUACUUCCAAGUGCACGACGAAGUUUUACGUAGGAGGGAUGCUAGUAAGCCUAACGAGAGGGGCAAGCUGGUGCGUAACUGGGAAGGGCCCUACCGCGUAAAAGCAAUCGUCAGACCGGGCACUUAUCAACUGGAGACUAUGGAAGGUGGCCGGGUCGACCGACAUUGGAACUCUCACCACUUGCGUAAAUUUUCUAGAUAAAGUAUAAUAAGUUCCCGGUCGUUAAUAAAACUUCAUUCUUUUC
Molecule: messenger RNA, 3035 nt
Organism: Cuscuta campestris
Lineage: Eukaryota; Viridiplantae; Streptophyta; Magnoliopsida; Solanales; Convolvulaceae
Source: the annotation of a GenBank genome assembly